GCUGCCGUUACGGAAGGUACUCGUCGUAGUUCCCCCUUGGAGGGGCCUGUAGUACCCGGACUUCCUCCGGAUGCCGUAGGUCGAGAAACCUCCUGCUGCUGCUGCUGCUGCUCUCCGACACAGGGGCAUGAAUCCCGAACCCCAUUGCACGAGCCAAAGCGAUGGAUGACUCGUGCAUGAGCUACAUGCAGACAUCUCAGACGAGCACAAGGUCUGUCUGCUCUCUCUCUCUCUCUCUUCUGUACCAGGUCGAAUCCCAGCAGUGGUGGCCGAGGGGCAGAAUCCCGGUGGGCAGUGAGAUGAAGAGAAUCCCAAUUUUCUCUCGCGGCUUGUACCUCGGGGAGGGACACACACAAGCAAGGGCAUGUGAGCGUGGAGAAAGUGCACAUGGAAUCUGCGAAGGGUGGGACAGAAGGAAGGGGUGGACGACUGACUGACUGACUGGGCAGGGCAGGGCAGGGCCCGUGGGUGACAGCCGGGUGUGGACAAUACACGAGCAGCGAACUCCAGAUCGGCGGAAUUUUGAGUGAGUGAGUGAGCUCUGCCCCACCACGCACGCGAGCACGGGAGCGAGGGACGGGAGGGAAGGGGAGGGGAUGAGUGAGAACGUGGGUCCUCACGGGGGGCUGCAGAUAAUGAAGAACAUGGAUCUCUGAGGUAUAUUUUUGCACGCAGAGCAAAUGGACCCCAGCCAUCGAGCCAGCAUGAUAGUGAGCAAGCAAGCACCGGCGCUCGAGCAAUGAAUCCAGGUGGUCAACUCCAGAGGUGAUGGAGAUGGCGCACCCAUUCUUUUGUCCAUAGAGCGUCCCCAGCUGCCUCCCUCUGUCCAUCCCUCGGCCCAUUCUUCUUCUUGCUGUUGUUGACCUCCUCAAGGGGAGCUGGGUUUAGUAUUUCCCAGGGUCCGGGGGCUUCCAUAGCUGGAUCUGCUGCUUGUUUGCUUGCCAAUGCAUGGGCUCACUGUCUUGCAAGAUAAAUCGUGUCCUGUCGUUCUGGCAGCAUGCAUGCUCCCCUUUCUGCUUCAAGAACUCGCUCUCUUCUGAAUCCGUCGGGGCGAGUAUGCUCACAUAAACAUGAAUUCUAUCUAUUCUUCUCAAUCCUUAUCAUGAGAGGUCAUCUGAAAGAGAUGAAGGUCUGGGGUUCGAGAGUGAAGUCAAUUGUAUAUUUU
Molecule: messenger RNA, 1165 nt
Organism: Marchantia polymorpha subsp. ruderalis
Lineage: Eukaryota; Viridiplantae; Streptophyta; Marchantiopsida; Marchantiales; Marchantiaceae
Source: the annotation of a GenBank genome assembly